Molecule: messenger RNA, 441 nt
Organism: Malus domestica (apple)
Lineage: Eukaryota; Viridiplantae; Streptophyta; Magnoliopsida; Rosales; Rosaceae
Molecular function (GO): RNA-DNA hybrid ribonuclease activity; nucleic acid binding
Source: RefSeq, a predicted model, not a curated record
AUGAGCCGUGGAAUUCUAGUGGUCAUCGGGGGAAAUGGGGGUUAUGGCGUUGUGGUUAGGGAGCACACUGGGAAAUUUGUUGUAGCCAUUGCGGGACCAAUUGAAAGUUCUGUGUCGGCCCUUCACUCGGAGCUGAUUGCAGCUCAAUGUGCGGUGGGGCUGGUUAAGACUUUUUCUUCGGGUGAUGUGAAGGUUCAAUUCGAAGGCGAUUCUAGUGUGGUGGUGGUGGCUAUGAAGGGUAAUGGGGAGAAUUACUCAAUGUGUGGCUCUAUGAUAAAUGAUUCGAGGUCUUUUAUUACAGAAUUGUCGAAUGCAGUGUGUAGCCAUGUCCGGAGGGAAGGCAAUUUGGCAACCCAUCGACUUGCUCAAAUGGGGAUUGGCGGUUCUCAGGAAGUUGUGUGGUUCAAGGAUCCUCCAAAUUUGCUCCAAGACAUUAUUUGA